ACGGUGGAAAUUGCUUGUGAUUUUCAACACGAAGACAUUGUCUGGGUGGAGGAGAAUGGUGAACGUAUGGUUGGAAGAGUUGUUGAUUUACGCAUGAGGGUACUUUUACCUGAUUUACCCAUAGACGAUAUGUUCAGUGCAAAGCCAAAGAAUUAUCAGCAGUAUGUUUUGGUGGUGUUCUUUGAUAAUGCGAGUACCUGGUAA
This is a messenger RNA of Gongylonema pulchrum, 204 nucleotides long. Lineage: Eukaryota; Metazoa; Nematoda; Chromadorea; Rhabditida; Gongylonematidae. The record is from the annotation of a GenBank genome assembly.